This is a messenger RNA of Sodiomyces alkalinus F11, 492 nucleotides long. RefSeq lists its product as hypothetical. The record is from RefSeq and is a predicted model, not a curated record. The coding region runs from base 146 to 433 and encodes 95 amino acids. The transcript has a single exon. Lineage: Eukaryota; Fungi; Ascomycota; Sordariomycetes; Glomerellales; Plectosphaerellaceae.
CGACAGUCUGCGGGACCUCGUCCCUCCCUCUUUGACCUGGCCGGCUUGGACCGCGACUAUUACAGCGCUGUCCAGCAAUCUGCCAGCGUUUGUUGAUGCUGAGGCCGUCGCAUUCCGAUUAUGAUAAUUCCCUGGACGACAACAAAUGGCCACGGCCAUUCUUGUGGUCGCAACCAAGGGCGACUGCUGGCCUUGUCCCUGGACUGGUAUCCGCUGCAUGAAAUCGUCUAGUCCCAUGCGGCAGUCCAGUCAUAUUUUCCCCGGACUUUUCCACCCCCUCGGUACCCACUCUGCUGGAUCCGCUGUGGUUGCUGGUUUCCCUUGCGCAUCUCGUCCUCGAAUCUCGUGGUCGAGAUCCAUUAUCACCGGGAACCUAUCCUACCCAUGGCUCCGUGACCUUCCUUGCCUAUAUGUGUCACAUUAUCCUGUCUAGUGAUCCCAUUCUCACCAACACUGGACGACUUCACGAGACACGACUGCUUUUUCUACGUC